ACGCGCACACACACGCGCACCCAAACACACACUCAGAACACCUUCACAUGCAGAUGAAGGCGACAGCAGGCGAUUAAUUGAAGCAGCGCAGUGUGUGUAUGUGUGUCUCCUUCAGGGCCGGAGGAUUUCUUCUUCAGGCUGGGACAGGUGAUCUCUCACACGGAGACAUUUCCAGCCGCCCGUCUGCGGAAAUUCUCUCACACGACUGCCGGGUAGAUGUUCAACUCCAUGCAUUCUCGCCGCGCCGUCUGAAGACAAAUCGACUCCGCCGAGAUGGAAAAUGCGCACACGAAAUCAGCGAGUGAAGUUUUAGACUUCUUCGGCGUGAAUGAGAACACCGGGCUGACUCAAGAACAAGUCAAAGUGCAUUUGGAGAAAUAUGGACCGAACGAGCUCCCAGCUGAAGAAGGAAAGUCCCUGUGGGAGCUGGUGGUGGAGCAGUUUGAAAACCUUCUCGUCAGGAUCCUGCUCCUCGCCGCCUGUGUGUCCUUUGUGUUGGCUCUGUUUGAGGAGGGGGAGGAGACAGCCACCGCCUUUGUGGAGCCUGUGGUCAUCCUCCUUAUCCUCAUCGCUAACGCCGUCAUUGGUGUCUGGCAGGAGCGCAACGCGGAGAACGCCAUAGAGGCCCUGAAAGAGUACGAACCCGAAAUGGGCAAGGUGUACCGCAUGAACCGUAAGGCUGUGCAGAGAAUCAAAGCCAGGGAUAUCGUUCCGGGAGAUGUCGUGGAGGUGGCAGUUGGUGACAAGGUUCCUGCAGACAUCAGGGUGACCUCCAUCAAGUCCACCACCUUGCGUGUGGACCAGUCCAUCCUCACAGGGGAGUCCGUGUCCAUCAUCAAACACACCGACCCGGUUCCUGACCCCAGAGCUGUCAACCAAGACAAGAAGAACAUGCUGUUCUCUGGCACCAACAUUGCCGCUGGUCGCGCUACAGGUGUCGUCGUGGCGACCGGUGUCGCCACCGAAAUUGGCAAAAUCCGCAAUCAGAUGGCGGCAACGGAGCAAGAAAAGACGCCACUGCAGCAGAAGCUGGAUGAGUUCGGCCAGCAGCUCUCCAAGGUCAUCUCGCUCGUAUGUGUGGCUGUGUGGAUGAUCAAUAUCGGUCACUUCGGGGACCCCGUGCAUGGGGGCUCCUGGGUGCGUGGGGCUAUCUAUUACUUUAAGAUAGCAGUGGCGUUGGCUGUGGCCGCCAUCCCUGAGGGCCUACCUGCUGUCAUCACCACCUGCCUUGCCCUCGGGACCCGUCGUAUGGCCAAGAAGAACGCCAUUGUGCGCAGUCUGCCCUCGGUGGAGACCCUCGGCUGCACCUCUGUUAUUUGCUCGGACAAGACGGGGACCCUCACCACCAACCAGAUGUCCGUUUGUCGAAUGUUCAUUGCCGACAAGGUGCAGGAUUCAAGUUGCACCCUGCAUGAGUUCUCCAUAACAGGAUCCACGUACACUCCUGAAGGCCAAAUCCUGAAAGGAGACAGGUCAGUCCAGUGUGGAGACUAUGAUGGACUCUUGGAGUUGGCCACUGUGUGUUCCAUGUGCAACGACUCCUCGCUGGAUUACAAUGAGGGCAAGGGGGUGUAUGAGAAAGUGGGUGAAGCCACAGAGACUGCUCUGACAACCUUGGUGGAGAAGAUGAACGUCUUCAAAACGGACCUAUCCGGACUCAGCAAGGUGGAGCGUGCUGGGGCCUGCAAUUCGGUGAUCAAGCAGCUGAUGAAAAAAGAGUUCACCUUGGAGUUCUCUCGCGACCGCAAGUCCAUGUCCGUCUACUGCACGCCAGUCAAGCCGGGCUCACAGAGCAAGAUGUUCAUUAAGGCAUGUUUGAAGACCACGUUACACAUUCCCCCGUCGCUCCAACUGCCUAUUAGAACUUCCCUUCUUUUUUUAAAAUUUAUCCGCCAAGUCAGUGACAGUUUUGUCCAACAGGGCGCUCCAGAGAGCGUGAUCGAGCGCUGUCAGUACCUGCGAGUGGGAACUGGGAAGGUGGCGCUGACGCCAGCCUUGCGUGACCAGCUCAUGUCGAAGGUCCGUGACUGGGGCACGGGGAGGGACACCCUGCGCUGCCUGGCCCUGGCCACACGUGACAACCCACCACGCAAAGAGCAAAUGGACUUGGAGAAUUCCAGCAAGUUUGUAGAGUAUGAGUUGGGCCUCACAUUUAUCGGCUGUGUGGGCAUGCUGGAUCCGCCCAGGAAGGAGGUCAUAGGCUCGGUGAAACUGUGCAACGAGGCGGGCAUUCGUGUCAUCAUGAUCACAGGGGACAACAAGGGCACAGCGGUGGCCAUCUGCAGACGGAUCGGCAUCUUCGGCGAGGAGGAGGACGUAAAGGCGAAGGCCUACACCGGCCGUGAGUUCGAUGACCUCUCCCCGGAAGCCCAGAAAGAAGCCGUGAAACACGCCCGAUGCUUCGCGCGUGUGGAACCUGCUCACAAGUCAAAGAUUGUGGGAUACCUGCAGUCCUUCGACGAGAUCACUGCCAUGACUGGAGAUGGUGUGAAUGACGCCCCCGCCCUGAAGAAAGCAGAGAUCGGCAUCGCCAUGGGCUCUGGCACAGCGGUGGCCAAAUCGGCAUCGGAGAUGGUGCUUUCUGAUGACAACUUCUCCACCAUAGUGUCUGCUGUAGAGGAGGGCCGAGCCAUCUACAACAACAUGAAGCAGUUCAUCAGAUACCUCAUCUCUUCUAACGUGGGAGAGGUCGUAUGCAUCUUCCUGACGGCAAUUCUGGGUCUCCCGGAGGCUCUGAUACCUGUCCAGUUGUUGUGGGUCAACCUGGUGACUGAUGGCUUGCCUGCCACCGCCCUGGGCUUUAACCCCCCAGACCUGGACAUCAUGGAUAAACCGCCACGUAAUCCUAAAGAACCUCUCAUCUCGGGAUGGCUUUUCUUCCGCUACCUGGCCAUUGGAGGAUACGUGGGUCUUGGGACAGUGAGUGCAGCCACAUGGUGGUACCUGUUUGAUGACCAGGGACCGCAGGUGUCUUUCUAUCAGCUGAGACACUUCAUGCAGUGCACGCAGGAGAACCCGGUGUUCCAGGGCAUAGAUUGUGAAGUGUUUGAGUCCCGCUAUCCCACCACCAUGGCCCUGUCUGUGCUGGUCACCAUCGAAAUGUUCAACGCCCUCAACAGUUUGUCUGAGAACCAGUCCCUGCUCAGAAUGCCUCCCUGGGUCAACAUUUGGCUAUUGGGAGCCAUUGUCCUUUCGCUGUCCCUCCACUUCUUCAUCCUGUAUGUUGAGCCUCUGCCACUGAUCUUCCAGGUCACCCCCCUUCGCUGGUCUCAGUGGAUUGUGGUCCUGAAAAUUUCUAUCCCGGUCAUCCUCCUUGACGAGGCACUGAAGUAUAUCUCCAGGAACCAUCUUGAUGGUGAUGAGAAGAAGUACCGGAGGAGAUGGCAGCAGGACUAAGCCGCCCCCCCUCAAACACACUCCCAUUGUUAGCCACAGGCCCCCGUCCCUCAUACAAAAACACCCCAUCUCCACGCUCCAGACUCCUCCCUGCUGUCGGACGCACCGCAGCUCCACAGUAGAGAGGCGUGAGUGAGAAGGCAUCCAGUGUGUGCUCCCGCUGGCUUUGCUGUGAGUGUGGGCGUGAAUGAGGCACAUUUCCAGUACGGUGCAUGAACUGAACUUGAAAGGGGGGGUGGGGGGGCCAGAGGAACGGAUAUUAAUAAUGCAGAGUGUGUGGGGCGCUUAAAAACAAAACAAAAAAAAAGAGAUUGCUUGGUGGGGAGUGAAAAAUGUCUGUUGUAGGGAGCUACCAAACCUGUGUGUGUGUGUGUGUGUGUGUGUGUGUGUGUGUGUGUGCGUGUGUGUGCGAGUCCACGCUAAUCUGGUGGUACCGCCCAAGCUUCUGCAAAUCCCUUUUCGAGGCGCGUGAUGUCACGAUCACCAAGCAUCCUCAUCACGCUUCCGUCUUUUCUCCGCCUUUGCCCGUCUGCGCUCGUGCUGAGGUGGUCCGCCUCAAAGCUUUACCGUGCGCGUCCUUCGGGCGACAGAUUUUUUAAAAUGAUUUGGCUCUUGUAAGUUAUUGCUCGUCUUGCACCAGCGUGGAGCGCGGUCCGCAUUCAUACAGUAUAUACGUAGUACUCUACUGUAUAUACAUAGUACUCUACUGUAUAUACGUAGUACUGUACUGUAUAUACGUAGUAUUCUACUGUAUACACGUAGUACUCUACUGUAUAUACGUAGUACUGUACUGUAUAUACGUAGUACUCUACUGUAUAUAAAUAGUACUCUACUGUAUAUAUGUAGUACUGUACUGUAUAUACGUAGUAUUCUACUGUAUACAUGUAGUACUCUACUGUAUAUACGUAGUACUCUACUGUAUAUACGUAGUACUCUACUGUAUAUACGUAGUACUCUACUGUAUACACGUAGUACUCUACUGUUUACAUGUAGUACUCUACUGUAUACACAUAGUACUUUACUGUAUAUACGUAGUAUUCUACUGUUUACACGUAGUACUGUACUGUAUAUACGUAGUACUGUACUGUGUGUUCAUUGCAGGCUUGAAGUCUCUCACGUUGUACAGCACCCUCCUGAACAAACUCUUCAAACCGUACAGUAACCCCUCACCACUUUGUGCUGCACCCCAUCACGGUUUUUCAAAAAUAUCAUCCUUGGUAAUUCAGGCUGUUUUGUGCUUCAGUACAGCCUAUCCUUAGUCCAAAAUAUGUAAUAUUGAAGCAGACUGUACCUAUGUUUUGCCUAAAUGAAGCGUUUCCAAGCUAAAUGAACUGCAAUAGAAAUCUAAGGCAUUCAAAAGACACAUUCAGAGACAUGAUGAUGUGUCGUAUUCUACACUGGUCACUAGGUGUCAGCGAUGAGACACACAAGCACCAGACUUGAUUGCCAGGCACAAUAAUCCCUAACACGAGCUAAUCUGAACCCCCGACCUCACUUCCUGUCCAACGCAACAUAUUUCCAGCAACACACACACACAACUAUGUCUUUAAUGGCGUAUUUCCUCUUAUUAUGUCUAUUAUAUUGGGUAGCAGGAGUGUAAAGGUGGCAAUAAGGGUGUCAUUUCGUGUCUGGAGGGCUCUAAUAAUGUUAAAAACUGUAUUUAGAAGGCCGUAAACAGCUUUUCUAUGCUCCACGUAUAAUAUUUGAUUUAUAAAUCACUUGCUACGAUCAGGUCUGUAACCUAUUGACCACGAUAAACGAAGGAUUACUGUCAUGAGAUUUUGCGCUGGCGGAUUGUAACCAGAAAAUGCAAAAAGACACAAAAGCAAGAGGUUGAAAAUCUGUUUUUAAACUCAGAAGUUUGACAUUUACCUUUAUGAAAAAGUCCAAAUCGGCACUAAAGUCUGUCGUUCAGGUCAUUUAGACUGUCAGCCAUUUACGCUCCUUCAUCUCCCGAUGGCAAAGGCAAGACGACUGUCCGUCCUUGAACGGGCCGGAUAUUUUAAUUGCCUUUUGUUUUCUUUUCCCCAAUUGAAGUGCAGAUUUUGGCCGAACUUUUUCCAGCAAGGGCCACUUUGAUAUUUAGUAAAGCAACACAGAGAUGCUACAAAGCUAUAUGGAUCUUUUUGUAUGACAUCAUUAAAUGCUACUAAAAAUGACCUUUUUUCCACAGUCAUACCAGUUUAUUCUUGUCAAAUUGCGACCUUUGUUCUUCGUUCAAUUAUGACUUCUUUCUUAAUAUUUUGACUUUAUUCCUGUUAAAAUUAGAGCUGUUUUUCCAUUUCUGCUGUGUUUUAAAAUUUUCCAAGUAAUUCAUUUGAGCCUUCCUCUUGCACAUUUCCUUCUCGUAAUUGUAACUCUUUUUAAACAAUCAUGUAUUUUUGCUUGAUUCCAACAUUGUUUUACUAAAAUGAUAUUUUUCCUCAUUUUACAAGUUUAUUCUCAUAAAAUUGCAACUUUUUUGUCAUUCAAAAAUUAUUUUUUCCUCUUAAUAUUUGGACUUUGCUCUGGUCAAAUUUCUGCUGUUUUUUUUUUUUUUAAUAAUUUUCCAAAUAUUUCAACUUUCCUCUUGUGUAUUUUCUUCUCUGAAUAUUUGGAUUUUAUUCCCAUGAUAUACGUUUUCCCCCAACCUAAGAUUCCAAAAAUGACAACUUUAUUCAUUGAUUUUGACUUUAAAAAUAAAAAUAAAACUUGUUUUCUUUAAUAUUUCAGCUUCAUGCUACUAACAUGACAUUUUUCCUCAACUAUGACUUUAUUCUUGUGAAAUUAUGGCUUUUUUUCUUGCUAGAUUACAACUCUUCUCUUUUUUUUACAUUUUUGCUGCUGCUGUUUUUUUUAAGUUUCCUUGUUAAUUUACAUUUUUCGACUGCUGCGGGCUGAUAAAAUCACAGCUGUGGGCCACACUUUGGACACCCCUGCUUUAAGGCCACGGUCUUAAAAGUUUUGAUGAGCGGUAGAACAGCCUGUUUGCGUUGGAAUGUGGUUUUCAGAGAAUGACAGCUCUUGUUUCUUCUUUUCGCACGUUCAUGCUCUGCUUACAGUCUGGUUGCAAUCCACCAGCGCAAAAUCGGGAUUCUUGUUGGAUUUCCCGCCGCUCUGCAGGCGGUUGUGAACGCGUUGUGUUCCUAGGCUGUGAUGUACGUCGGAACUUAAAUGUAAGUUGGCACAUAAGUCAGCCACACUGACACAUGAAGGACGUAAAAUACGUUAGAAUAAGAAUAUUAAUAAAUAAAAUUCUAAUAAUAUAAAAAGAAGACUUUUUGUCCUACCUUCUUAAAAUAUUGUCCCAGGCUCCUCUUCUCCUCCCCGUGUAACAGCGCACAGACUCCAUGACCCCUGUAGCAUUCAUUGGCAUCUAAUAAUCUUCAUCCUAUCCUUAAUGAUGGUCCUGACACUUGAGCAGCUAAUAUUGGUUUCUUUCUAUGAUGUUCAUUGUCACUUCCAUGAUGACGGCUUUCCUUUUCUUUGGCGCGCUGCCGCUCGAGGGGGGGGGGGACAUAACGCAGUGCAAAAGUGAACUCGUUCUCCCGCGAGCCUUGCGUUUACGGACCAAAAUUCAGUUUUUAAUGAAUUCCCGGAAGGGUUGUAACACGAAACGUCGUAAGCAGAAGACCACCCGUACGAGAAGACCUUUCUCAUGAGUAAUUCAUCAUUCAUUCACAAGCAUGCCUUAUAAAGCCCCCACUGCACCGCCACAUGAAACGUGGGUCAGAUGAAUGUUUCAUUGCAUUUUCAAUCCACCAGUCCUUGAUGCCCCAAAAGUGAUCUUUUGGACACGUGUGUAGUUUGUUGUGUGCUUUGUGCGCUGCCCUCUUUGCUCGUCCUGCUUUCAAAGUGCUUUUGGAACUCACUUUGGGGGGGGGGGUUAAAGUAAAAUAAUGUACUCGACUGAAUGAACACGCAAGGUUUAGAUUGUGUCUUUUAACUCUCGAUCAUUUGUUCGGUGCCGGGCCUCGGUGCUCCGCGGACUGGGUCACAGUGGUUGUCUUUUUUUUCUGUCCCCUUUGUGCACGUCAAAAGGAAAAGUGUUGAUGGGAAUCUUUUUUUGAGAAGGUUGUAAUAUCGCCAGUUAAUUUAGCAAGAGGUUUUGAACACCAAAGAAAGACAGAACCACGUGUGCCCCUUUCCUUGGCAACACGCUGGCCCGCUGGCCCGCUAGAGGUCUGUGUAGGCUUAUUUACUACUGAAUCCUCAAUUCUGUACAGAAGAUGAAUAUACGAUUGCAUGGAAUCAUGUUACUGUAAUAAUAACCUUUUACAGUUGAAAAAAAUGACUUUUUUUCCUUUCAGCACUUCUUUACCUUUUUUUUGUAGAUUAGAUUUGUUUGGUUUUUACCGUUUCUGGGGUUUUGUGCGUGACUGUAGUGGACGAGUACGACGUAGGAUUCAUUUCUGACGCUGGUUAACGGAUGGCUCGUGUUUUCUGGCGUGGGAAUGAUGAAGAAUUUGUGAAAUAACUGUCUGGUUUACACUGAGCAGCGAUGGAUCCUGGGGGAGUCACUUUUAUGAUGACAGUGAAAUGUUUGCUCUGGAUUCAGGCUCUCGAGACUUGCUGGCCCUUUUUAAGCAGGACUAUCAGCAUCUUGAAUGUUUGCCCUCACCAAAUGAAGUGGGCGCAUGUCAACACGGCACCAGUGUGGUCUCUAGAGCCUGAAUCCUACCUGGGAAAACAUGAAAGGAUUGCCUUGUGGACAAUGUGGGCACCAUUUUAUAAAUACAGACAUGGAAAUAAAGAUUAUUUAUCUUAUUUAUUCUGACUUUUUCUUCUGUUAUAGGCCUGUCAGUCAUUCAUUCCUUACAUUAAUUAACAUGUUUAGCCUAAUUAACGUAUUGAGUAUUGGGGCCACAUUCAAAAAAUUAAUAAUCUGAGGUUUUAAGAAUAAAGCUGUACAUUCACGAGAAUGAAGUCGUAAAUUUAUGAUGAAUCACUUUUUGACGCAGGGCCAUGCAGGAUUCAUAAUAAAUAAACAGAAAGACAAAGAAGAAGUGGACAUUCUUACCAGCAUUUGAGUGUGCUCAGAAAUCCCAGAAAAUCCACUCAAACUGUGAAUUCAACUUUUAAAAAAAUGACGUGGUGUCCUUGAACGCCGCCCCCCAUUGCUCAUAAUAACACGUGUGUUCAAAUGUUGUGCUACUUAAGUAAAUCGUUUUUUCCAGACGUGUGCUAUCUUUUAGCUUGAUUGACAUGUCUAGUUCAUUUAGAGCUGUUAUUACAUACAUACAUACAUACAUACAUACGUGCAUACAUGCAUACAUACAUACAUACAUACAUACGUGCAUACGUGCAUACAUACAUACAUACAUGCAUACAUACAUACAUGCAUACAUACGUACAU
This is a messenger RNA of Dunckerocampus dactyliophorus (ringed pipefish), 8731 nucleotides long. RefSeq names its product ATPase sarcoplasmic/endoplasmic reticulum Ca2+ transporting 3 (gene atp2a3). Gene Ontology annotation, biological process: intracellular calcium ion homeostasis; calcium ion transmembrane transport. The record is from RefSeq and is a predicted model, not a curated record. The transcript has 20 exons. Gene Ontology annotation, cellular component: membrane. Bases 274 to 3396 code for a protein of 1040 amino acids. NCBI's taxonomy places the organism in Eukaryota, Metazoa, Chordata, Actinopteri, Syngnathiformes, Syngnathidae. Gene Ontology annotation, molecular function: P-type calcium transporter activity; ATP binding; ATP hydrolysis activity.